AUGCAUAUCUCGCUGGGAUCCCUCGUCGUUGUCCUCGGGUGUCUGUCAACUGCGCACGGCCUGCAGGCAUCUUCGAUACCCCCCGACACUCCGCUUGCGUCCUUGAUCGCUUCCGCAAAGACACACCUUGCGGGCGGUUCCCCCAGCGAAGCUCUUCUAUAUUUCGACGCCGCCGUCUCCAGGGAUCCUAAGAACUAUCUGACCGUCUUCCAACGAGCCGCCGCCUACCUAUCCCUCGGAAAGAACACACAAGCUCUCGGUGAUUUCGACCGGGUCCUACAGCUGAAGCCGGAUUUCGAAAGCGCCCUGGUUCAACGAGCUCGCCUCAGGGCCAGUUCCGCGAACUGGGAAGGUGCUUUGAGUGAUCUUGAGAAUGCCGGCAAAAAGUCAUCGGACGAAUCGAGGGAAAUCCAGGAGGCUCGAGACGCGAUGGUCUCUGCGCUAAACGCCGAGAAACAGGGCGCCUGGGAAACCUGCGUCAGUCAAGCAAACGUGGCCAUCAUGAGAGCAAACUCGUAUCUCCCCUUGCGACAAGCUCGGGCACACUGCCAUAUUGAGAGGGGUGAGAUUGAGGAAGGGCUCAGUGAUCUUGUUCGUGCGCUACAUAUCUCUCCUGGUUUGGUAGAACCCCAUCUACAAAUAUCGUCGACUCUGUUCUAUGCCAUCGGGGACAACGAUCGUGGUCUCGCGCAGAUUCGCAAGUGCUUACACUCGGACCCUGAUUCGAAACCGUGCAAUAAACUCUAUCGGAGAGAGAAGCAGCUGGCCAAGCGGAUACAGCGACUAGGAGACUUUGUGGAAUCCCGGAAAUUCAACAACGUCAUCAAUCUGAUAGUCGGGGCGGGCGGAGAAAGUGGGCUCCUCGAGGAUGUGAAGGAGGAUGUCGCAGAAGCAAGGACAGCCGGACAUAUUCAUCCCAAUGCCCCUAACAAUCUAUAUGCCUCCUUGGUCGAACGGACUUGCGAGGCUUACCGUGAGACACACAUGAUGAAGAAGGCUUCUGGGUACUGUUCUGAGGCCCUUGAGUUAAACCCCCAUUCCCUGCCAGCGCUAUUAUACAAAGGACAGGUGGCCAUCGAUGAGGAUCGCUUUGAUGAGGCCAUGAACAUCCUCAAUCAGGCGCGGGAACACCAUCCAAGCUGCAAGGAAUGCCAGACACUUCUACAAAAAGCACAUACUCUACAGAGGCGUGCAAAGCAAAAGGACUACUACAAGGUCUUGGGUGUUAGCCGCGACGCUGAUGACCGAACAAUCAAGAAGGCCUAUCGGCAGUUGACAAAACAGCAUCACCCCGACAAGACGACCUCCCAGGGUGUCCCGAAGGAGGAAGCCGAGAAAAAAAUGGCUUCUAUCAACGAAGCUUACGAAGUCCUGUCGAGUGCGGAACUCAGGGAGCGUUACGACAACGGCGACGAUCCAAACGAUCCGGAGUCUCAACGGGGGAAUCCGUUCCAAGGGAGUCCGUUUGGUGGCGGGGGUGGUCAGCAAUUCUUUUAUCAGCAGGGUGGCCCCCAGUUCAAGUAUUCGGGUCAGGGAUUCAACUUCCGGGGUGGUUUUCCUUUCCGAUGA
Aspergillus campestris IBT 28561 is the source of this 1569-nucleotide messenger RNA. RefSeq names its product DnaJ and TPR domain protein. The record is from RefSeq and is a predicted model, not a curated record. The transcript has 2 exons. Bases 1 to 1569 code for a protein of 522 amino acids. Gene Ontology annotation, molecular function: protein-folding chaperone binding; misfolded protein binding. Gene Ontology annotation, biological process: protein folding in endoplasmic reticulum. NCBI's taxonomy places the organism in Eukaryota, Fungi, Ascomycota, Eurotiomycetes, Eurotiales, Aspergillaceae. Gene Ontology annotation, cellular component: endoplasmic reticulum.